Ilex paraguariensis (yerba mate) is the source of this 2105-nucleotide messenger RNA. NCBI's taxonomy places the organism in Eukaryota, Viridiplantae, Streptophyta, Magnoliopsida, Aquifoliales, Aquifoliaceae. The record is from the annotation of a GenBank genome assembly.
CUUCAAGCUCUUCGUGGACUAUAUAAGUUAUGCCGAUUCCAAAAGCAGCAUCAAAAUUCAAUACAGUCGAUGCUUUUGCUGCAACUACACCAGGGUUGUGUUCUCGUUUCCUUUUCUAAUUCCUAUCCACCCCGUCCUUCACCCAAUUGAUUAUGUGUGUGCGUGUGACUUCACCAAGGAAUUUCAGAUAUACAAAAGACAUUCAUGCAAUUGCAAUUAGCCUCUGUUACCCCCCUUAAAUUACUUAUGAAGUUCACGAUCGAAGCCAUCGUUCCAUUAAAGAAAGUCAAACUUAGCUUUUCAUAAACAAAUAAUUUUCCGGAUCCAAAUUUCCAUUCAUUCCCCCCAUAAUCGCUGAGACACCUAUAAUAGCGCACUAAUGUGUACUAUUACUAUGACUUCCUACGCAUUCACCAUGUGAUUGAUUUCUCGGUCACUGAGCUUCGUACUCCCAGAAGCUACUCUCUCUCUCUCCCCCGGCUAUAUCAACAUCUCUAAGCUUCGCAACUCUUCUUCUUCUUCCUCUCUCCUCCAAGAAACCAGAUGUUAUAUUUCAAAAAUAGUGCACUGCAAGAACAAUGGGUUGCACAUAUUCUGUACACGCAGUUGGAAGCAGGGAGAAGAAGAAGAAUAUUCCUGAAGUUUCGAUCUUUGUCCCCUCAAUGCGUGUUCCCGGGCAAUGUGAUGUUCAGAGGACGCUUAGACGCCUAAUACCGACAGAUCUUGCCGAUAGAAUAAGUUCACUUCGGAAUCAGAUCGUGUUAGUGGCAGAGGACACUGGUGGGUCUGCUAUUCCCGAAUUACAACGAGCACUGGAGGAGUACUUGCCUCUUCUAGUUGGCCUAACUGCCAAAGAUCAUGGUCUUCAAGAAUUAGUGGAAUUCAAGUGGAGAAGUUUACAAGAUGGACGGCAAGAAGCCUGUGUCGCAAACUCCUGGUUUGAAGUGCUCUCUGUUCUCCACAUGAUGGCUAUGUUGACAUUGACGGAGGCGAAUUCAAUACUGAUUCCUACGAAUCAUGCUGGUUCUUCUGAAAGAGUUGUAUCUGCAGAAAGCAUGAGGGAUGCUGUUGAUUUAUUGCUGAAGGCAGCUGGCUACUUGGAAUUUUGUGUCCGGGAGGUUCUCCUUCACAUACCACCUGAUAUUAAGAAUAGGUUGCCGAAAGAUUUGCAGGAGAAUGUCUUAGAGACUAGUUUCAUUCAAGCACUAGGGCAGGGAACUGAAAUGCAGCUCAGUUUAGCCGUUGGAAGUCAAAAUGCCACUUUAUCAGUGAAAAGGAGGCUGGCUUGUGAACAGUUGAGCUAUUUUGGGCAGGCUCAUUACUGCUUGUCCGGAUACAACAACAAUAAUGGACAUGGGAAGAAGCAUCUGUUGUUCAUCAAAUGGAAGUACCUUGAAGCGAAGGCUGCAGCUUAUUAUUUCCAUGGUCUAAUACUUGACAAGGGUACCGAACCAGCAAGCCACGUUAGUGCUGUGUGUUGUUUCCUUGCUGCUGACGAACUACUAGCAGAGAGCAAGAAGGCAUGUUUAAGCUUUUGCCUUGCAGUUCCUGUGACCAGGGCUCCUCCACUCCAGGGUGCUAUGAAGCAUUUAAAUAGGAAAAUUCCUGAAACUGCAUCUAGGAAGUCUCAGAUGUAUGGCUCCCUUAUAGACCAAGACAAGGGUCUCCAAAUCUUACCCGAUCUUCCAGAAUUUCAGCAGUCACUAAAACCUGAUGACUAUGAGUUGCCUGAAAUAGAUUCAGCAUGGGAUAGUAAAAAAUGGGAGAUGCCAGGUCUAACCCUGAAAGAGCACCUUAACGACAGUGAAGAGGAGAUGAUACCUGAAUGAAGCACUGUGCGACCUUUCUCUUUUAUGUCAUUUUGUAAUUGGCGAAGAAUUUCUAUAUUUGCCGUUUUACACUUCAGCGGAUGAUGAUGCCCGGAGACUAUUGUACAUUCUUAUACAAGCAAACAUAUACUCCUCCAAGAUAACCAGGUGUUAGUGUUUUGUAUCAUGUUUUACUAUGUGGCAUCUCAAAAACCUCCACUUUAUUCUAUUUUAAAGCCUCACCACUAUGCACAGCCCAUCUAUAUCCAGAACCAGGGUGUAUUUAUUGAAAACAGA